GAAAAGUACACAAAUAUCUCUAGACUCAAACUCUACCUAGUCUCUGGUUCUUUUUCAUGGCUGACGUUCAAAGGAGCAAAUCGCAGUCAUGAAGUUGAACGUCUCGUUCCCGGCGACGGGAUGCCAGAAGUUAUUCGAGGUGGUGGAUGAGCACAAGCUCCGCAUCUUCUACGAGAAGCGGAUGGGUGCGGAGGUCGAAGCCGACCAGCUAGGAGACGAAUGGAAGGGGUACGUCCUCCGCGUCGCCGGUGGCAACGACAAGCAAGGUUUCCCCAUGAAGCAAGGUGUUCUGACCAAUAGCCGUGUGCGUCUGCUCAUGUCAAAGGGCCACUCAUGCUACAGACCCCGCCGUGACGGUGAAAGGAAGCGUAAGUCAGUCCGUGGGUGCAUCGUUGAUGCUAACCUGUCUGUACUGGCCCUCGUCAUUGUCCGCAAAGGUGCACAGGAAAUCCCUGGCCUGACCGACGGCAACGUUCCCCGCCGUCUAGGUCCCAAGCGUGCGUCCAAAAUCCGCAAGCUGUUCAAUCUGUCUAAGGAGGAUGAUGUCCGUCGCUACGUAGUCAAACGCCUCCUGCCCGCUAAGGAAGGCAAGGAGAAUGCCAAGCCCAGAUAUAAGGCCCCCAAGAUCCAGAGGCUAGUGACGCCUGUGGUCCUGCAGCGUAGACGCCACCGCCUGGCGCUCAAGAAGAAGCGCAUGCAGAAACGCAAGGCCUCCGAAGCCGAAUACGCUAAGCUGCUCGCCCAGAGGAAGAAGGAGUCCAAGGUCCGCCGACAAGAAGAGAUCAAACGUAGGCGUUCAGCGUCGAUGCGCGACUCAAAGAGUUCCAACCAGAGUGCGCCUCAAAAGUGAUGAGACUCAAAUAAAAAACGUUAAAAAUUAAA
Molecule: messenger RNA, 882 nt
Organism: Pectinophora gossypiella (pink bollworm)
Lineage: Eukaryota; Metazoa; Arthropoda; Insecta; Lepidoptera; Gelechiidae
Gene: RpS6
Product: 40S ribosomal protein S6
Exons: 6
Coding region: 89-850 (253 amino acids)
Biological process (GO): translation
Cellular component (GO): ribosome
Molecular function (GO): structural constituent of ribosome
Source: RefSeq, a predicted model, not a curated record